Molecule: messenger RNA, 4188 nt
Organism: Manis pentadactyla (Chinese pangolin)
Lineage: Eukaryota; Metazoa; Chordata; Mammalia; Pholidota; Manidae
Gene: LACC1
Product: laccase domain containing 1
Exons: 7
Coding region: 190-1482 (430 amino acids)
Molecular function (GO): copper ion binding
Source: RefSeq, a predicted model, not a curated record
GAGCGGGAGCGCUCGGUGGGCAGGUAGGGCGUGGAAGUGAGGGGUGGCGGCAGGAGAAACCGUCCGGCACAAGGGCCCCCGAACGCGGUCACUGAGGAGAACCCGGCCGGCCGGCGCGGAAGGCGGGGCUGGGGGUGAUUUUGUGGAGGGCGCAACAGUCUUUAAAGAACUUUGUAGAAGUAUUGAAGGAUGGCAGAAGCAGUGUUGGUGGAUCUCUUCGGCUUGAAAUUGAACUCCCAGAAAAACAGUCAUCAGUCGUUACUGAAGACAUUGUAUGCUGUUCGAUACUACUGUGCUGCCAAGGCCAAGUUCCUUUGCAUAAUGUGUUGCAGUAACAUCAGCUGCGAAAGGGAUGAUGAACAUAGUAACUGCGAGUUAGACACGAGCACUAGAUUAUCAACUCUCCUGAGAGAAUUUGAGACUGUUAGCAAUCCCAGCAUGGCUGCCUCAUUAUAUACAAUUAAACAGAAAAUUGAUGAGAAAAACCUGAGUAGCGUUAAGGUCAUUGUGCCCAAGCACCGGAAGACAUUAAUGAGGGCUUUUAUUGAUCAACUUUUCACUGAUGUGUACAAUUUUGAGUUUGAAGAUUUGCAGGUGACUUUGAGGGGAGGGCUUUGGAAACAGUCCACUGAAGGAAAGACGAUUGCAGCUCAAGAACUGGAAGCAAUUCAGAAUGAAGUAGAAACAUACUUGAAAAGCCUGCCAGCACUGAAAGGAGAAUUAACUAUUAUCACAUCUCCUUCAAUCUCAGAUGUUUUCAUACAUGGAUUUACUACAAGAACAGGUGGAAUAUCUUACAUACCAACUCUUAGCUCAUUCAAUCUCUUCUGUAGUUCCAAACGGAGAGAUCCCAAAGUUGUUGUUCAAGAAAAUCUGCGUAGGUUGGGGAAUGCUGCAGGAUUUAAUGUGGAGAAAUUUUACCGAAUAAAGACUGAUCAUGCCAGUGACGUCUGGAUUAUGGGAAAGAAGGAGCCUGAAUCGUAUGAUGGAAUCAUCACAAAUCAGAGAGGAGUCACAAUAGCGGCUCUUGGGGCUGAUUGUAUACCUAUAGUUUUUGCAGACCCUGUCAAAAAAGCAUGUGGGGUUGCUCAUUCUGGUUGGAGAGGUACUUUAUUAGGUGUUGCUAUGGCUACGGUGAAUGGUAUGAUUGCAGAGUAUGGCUGUAGUUUGGAAGACAUUAUUGUUGUACUAGGACCUUCGGUGGGUCCUUGCUGUUUUACUCUUCCAAGGGAAUCAGCAAAGGGAUUUCAGAAUCUGGAUCCUGAAUGUGUACGUCUCUUUGACUCACCAAAUCCCUAUGUUGACAUCCGUAAAGCCACCAGGAUUCUUCUAGAACGAGGAGGAAUUCUUCCACAGAAUAUUCAGGACCAGAACCAAGAUCUCAACCUUUGUACAUCCUGCCAUCCUGACAAGUUUUUCUCCCAUGUCCGAGAUGGCCUUAAUUUUGGUACACAGAUAGGUUUCAUAUCAAUUAGAGAAUGAGAUACCUGACUGGUUUAUUGGAUAACUGUUUCCUGCCUCCUCCUAAACUGACUGAAAGAAAUUUAGCUGUUUAAGUAAAACCAAAAUAAUUACAAUGGAUAAUGCAUCUUUAGGGCAUAUUUUCACUGUUAUCAAAGCUAAAAGAUUUUCAUUUGAUUUUCCCAAUAGCUAACAAAAAAUCAGUAUGAUACAGCUUAUAUGUCUUAUAUAGAUUAAUAUUUUUCUUAAAGUUCUAUUUGUUGUAUAAAUCAAGAAUAGGUCUGUUCAGUAUUUAUUGGGUACCCUGUAUUUGUCAGGCACUGUAUGAAGCAUAGAUGAAAUCAAAAUGAAUACGACUUUUUCUCUUUGAGUCUAAUGCAGUGGAGGUGAUGAACACCUCUAACACUUAAAUUUCAUUUUAAUAGCAGUAGAAGACUAAUUCUAUCAGAAAGGACAGAGAAAGUGUUAUAGAGAAAAUAACAUUUCACACAGGUCUGAAAGAUGUACAGGCUUUUGACAAAUGAAGUACAACCGUAACAGGUAGAGAGAACGCCAUGAACCAGGGCAUGAAACUGCAAGUGUGUGACAUGCUCUAGAGAGAGAAGGGUGUGGGCAGGAGUCACUGGAAAAACAGGUCGGAGAGAGAUCAGGCAGGGUCUCAAACACAUGUCAAAGAGUUUGAAGUUUAUUUUCCAGGCAAAGAAUAGGCAUAAAAAGUAAGGGAGUGUUUUUAUUUCCUUGGUACCACAUUUAACAGGAUGGAUUUAAAUUGUGAGAGACCAAAGCAGAGAGACGAGUUAAGACGCAGUCAAAACACUUUAAAAAAGAAAUAAUGAAGCCCGAAUGAAGGCAGUGGAAAAUAAAAUGGAAAAGAGAGUGGGUGGAUUACAGAGACAUUUCAGGGAUGGAGUCAGAUUCUGUUCAUAGAUAAUGGAGACUAGAGGCGAGGAGUGGAGAAGUCAUUGAUGACUCCCAAGAUGUCUGUGUGGCUGACUACCAAGAGUGCAGCAAGGGGGCAAUGGAGAAGGCUAAUGAGCUUGACACAAACGGAAGUAUUUCCAGAUUGAAAUGUUCUUUCAGCAGUUAGAAAUAUAGACCUGGAAUCUAGAAAAAGACCACAUUGAGAAGCUGGCUCUGCGGAGAUGAUGCCAGAGUCUGUUGGAGUCGGCUGAGUCAUGGAGGCAGAAAUAGAGGCUAAAAAAGGUCCAAGGGUGAACCUGCCUGUAACAGCUGCAUCUGAAGAAUAAGGUGAACCAGUAAAAAAAGAUUGACCUUAGAAGGAAGGAAAAAUAUAGAGGAGAGCUGUUUUGAAGAAAAAAGUCAGCAUAGAUGUACUGCAUUUUGAGAGGUAUUCAAAAAAAUUUUCAGAGAGAAAAUGAGGACUGAGAAGAAAGCAAUGGAUUAACCAUACUGAAGCUGUUCUACUGCAGAGGUGGCAGAGCCCAAUUUCAGUGCAUUGAGGAGGAGGCUGUUUGGUGUUGACUCUGGCAGUAUUUACUGGAGAAAAUAAAGUGCUGGGUGCUGUAUCUUCAAGGAAGUUUUAAGUAUAUUUGUAGGCUGAAGAGAGGAGUUAGCGGUUUUUCACUUGGGAAAAUGGUAUAUAUGGCAUAUAUUUUUUAUAAGAAGUCACAUUCUAUCUUAAAAAUAUUUUUCAUUUUAUACAUAUAUUUCUUACAUGAAUAUGCAGUAGAUUAAUAGAAGAUUACAUUUGUUUGGUAUUUACAAAGAAAUUCCACAUAUAUUACCUCAUUUUACCCUUACAGCUACUCUGAAAUACAUAGGUCGGGUGUUGUCCUUUUGUUCAGAUGAGAAGACUGAGCCUCUUUUGAGGCGGAGGUUAAAAUCACAUAGCUGUGAUAAAGUAAAAUUUGGACCUGCAUCCUCUGACUCCAAAUCUCAUUUCAGAUAUUACAGUUAAAGUUAUCUAAAUUACAUUUUUAUUUUCAAACUUUUGUUAAUACCAUCUAUUCAUACAUUCAGUCCAAAUUUUGUUGAGGUACUAGGAUAGGUUAAAAAAAUACAGUUGUAACUCUCACGAUGUUUAAUAUACAGUGAAAGGUGACAGUCAAUAAACCGGCAAUUCAAUACUGUGAUAGGUGUUGUAAGGUUGUCACGACCUGAUACUUGGUUUGGCUUAAUUCAUCUAGGCAGCUCAUAGCUCAUUAUAAAAUUGAAAUAAAAUACCUCAUUUCUUUCAAUUUGGGAAGGGCAUUAAACAAAGCAUAGGACAGCAAUUGCAAACUCAUGCAAAAUACUUCUGUUUAAUGAUAACAAAGUUUAGAGAAUAAUUUCAUACACUUAGAAAUGUGGAUAAUUUUUCAGUUCUUCAUUGUGCAUUUUGUUUGAGGUUUACAAAUUUACAGAGUAUAAGAUGGCCAUAUUUCACUUUAUGUACCAAAGUAUUCCUAAACCAAAUAAAAGUUUUAUUUGAUUAUCUAUAAUUUUAGAUUACCUGUGCCAAAGCACAUAAUGAAGUCCCUUGCCAUUUUACUGAGUGAAAAGUAUUGGUUUAAUACUCAGUGACAGAAUGACUAGGUUGUUAAAUAAUCAUAAUUUUAUUGCCUCUACAAACUCUGUCACUCUUAAGCAUUUAUAUAUAGAUUUCUGGGACUUUUGGGUUAUAACUACAAAGAUGAUUUUAACUAAAGUUUGUCUUUAAGCUCUGCUACUAACUGCACAUAGGAAAUACUGGUUGUUAUUUUAUUAAAAAGAAAUUUGUAAAUCAAA